Molecule: messenger RNA, 6877 nt
Organism: Haliotis rufescens (red abalone)
Lineage: Eukaryota; Metazoa; Mollusca; Gastropoda; Lepetellida; Haliotidae
Product: transmembrane protein 68-like
Exons: 11
Coding region: 1176-2120 (314 amino acids)
Cellular component (GO): membrane
Molecular function (GO): acyltransferase activity
Source: RefSeq, a predicted model, not a curated record
AUAAUCUUUACCUCAUAUGCAGAAGAGUUCUCUGUACACACCUUUGAAAAGUGUAAGCUUCAGUGUCAGUCCAACGUGUUGUCUGUAUGGAAAGUCUGUGACUAUUUCGUGAACAGUAUAUAACGCGGUGCCGUUGACAUCUGGAAUGGAGGGGGCACAACAGAAGGGGGCACAACAGAAGGAGGAACAGCCCAAAUACACACAUGCUAAACAACAGUACAGGAAAGGACAGCAUAAGAGGGGUUGUAUCAAGAUAGUUUUCAUCGCAAUCUGACUCGCUCAUUUCACAGCCCUCGUUGUCGGAAUUGCUUGUGUCACUGCUGAUGAUUUCACCUAAAGAGGGGACUGUUUUGAUGUGUUGAUCCCGUCCCAUCAAUAGACAACAUACCAAGAGCUUUAGAAGCUUGUUAAGAGACAUACCAUGAGCUUUAGAAGCUUGUUAAGAGACAUACCAAGAGCUUUAGAAGCUUGUUAAGAGAUAUACCAAGAGCUUUAGAAGCUUGUUAAGAGACAUACCAAGAGCUUUAGAAGCUUGUUAAGAGACAUACCAAGAGCUUUAGAAGCUUGUUAAGAAACGUACCAAGAGCUUUAGAAGCUUGUUAAGAGAUAUACCAAGAGCUUUAGAAGCUUGUUAAGAGACAUACCAAGAGCUUUAGAAGCUUGUUAAGAGACAUACCAAGAGCUUUAGAAGCUUGUUAAGAGACAUACCAAGAGCUUUAGAAGCUUGUUAAGAGACAUACUGCCUGCAUUACCUGCUUUACCCAUCCCUUCGAGGGACAACAUUUUUCAGCUUUAGAGACAUACCAAGAGAUUUAGAAGCUUGUUUCAAGUAUUUAUUAAUGGCUGCCUCACUUUGAAAGAAAUCAUACACCUUAAGAAAGAACUGCUUGGCAAGCAUUGUGGAAAAAGUGAUGACAUGCUGUGGAGGAUGUUUUACACCACCAAGAGGAAGCCUCUUACACCAGUGGGAUACAGGCACUCCAACAUCAUUGUCAGAUGUGUGGGAAUCUCAGAACAGAUUAUGCCGAAAAAUACACCAACUCCAUCAACGCAGUCCAUCAUGGUUGGGCUCUCCUUUUACAUGCCUUCCAUAAGAUGGGGCCCUCUUUUGGAAAAGCUUCAAUCAAAGUUACUCAAAGGUCAAGGUUGGUGGAUGGUGGGCUUGAGGAUGUGAGAUGUACAACUUGACUGUGUGUGUGGAUUAUAUUCUGCAGCAAGUUGGCCAACUGGACAUUGAUUACUUACGCUGGGUAGUAUGGCUGACCUACCCUAUCAUUAUUUCGUUCCUGCUGCCACUGAUCCUCCUCGUGUUCCUCUAUGCCUCAGUCCUGUUUCUGCUUGUGUACAGGCAGAGACACAGACUCAGAGAUGCCUAUGCUCAUGACUUCUGGGAUGGAGCAAGGAAAACUCUUGCAGCCUUGUGGGAUGGACAAGGUAGAAUUUGGCAUGGCUACGAGGUUGUGGGUCUGCAUGAGAUACCUGACUCCGGACCUGCCCUGGUCAUCUAUUACCAUGGAGUCAUCCCCAUUGAUGUGUACUACAUCAUGGCCAAAGUCAUCCUGGAGAAAGGUCGUCAAAUCAGAGCCGUAGGAGACCGCUUCCUGUUUCACAUUCCAGGCUGGCGACUGUUGAUGGAGGUUUUCCAUGUGACCCCAGGAACAGUCCAGAGUUGUGUAGAUGUCCUGAAAGCUGGACACAUCCUCACGAUCUCUCCUGGUGGUGUGCGAGAGGCUCUUUUUGGAGAUGAAUAUUAUCACGUCAUGUGGGCAAAAAGAACUGGAUUUGCCAAAGUUGCUUUGCAAGCUAACGUACCUGUCAUUCCAAUGUUUACUAUGAAUUCUCGGGAAGCCUUCCGCACCCCUGGCUGGGGAAGAUCUCUCUUGAGAAAAUUUUAUGAGAUUACAAGAUUGCCACUUGUUCCUAUUUAUGGAUUUUUUCCAGUAAAACUGAGAACCUACUUGGGGAAACCUCUCUACCCAUCAUCAGAUGACACACCUGAGACAUUUGCUUCAAAGGUCCAGAGGGCUGUAGAGGCACUGAUCAAACGUCAUCAGCAGGUGCCUGGAAGUGUUGUCAAAGCACUUUUAGACAGAAUGCCAUGGAAGAUAAAAAAGAGUUGACCCUUCAAAAGGAAUAUUUAUAUUUUUAGGUGUAUAAAGUCAACAUUUUUGUGUGUUUAAUGAAUGUCUUUGCUCUUACUAAUUAAUGGACUGUGAUUUCCUGCUUGGCUAUUGUUAUCCAAAUAACUCUUGAUGUUGGUAGAAAAAGCUGUAGAAAUUAUCCUGGAACAUAGGAUACAAUUGUCUGUACAUUUAUUCCACUUCUGUACAUUUCAAUCAACAGGUCCAACUGACAAUAAGAAACAGAGAUACAAUGGACUCGGCCUUUUGGAACACACCAUCCCUCUCGCACCUGUUAUCCAAAACUUAACUGCCCAACUACGUCACAUAAUGACAAUCUCAUAGAAUCUAUAUACGUACACAAGGAACAUAAGGCAUCCAGGGAUAGGAACAAGGAUACUACUCAGGCCUAAAAACAGAAAGGAAGACUGUGCUGACUGUGCUGACUGUAGGCCACUAGAAAAUAUCACCAAAAAUAUAAAUUUACAAAGCCAAGGAAAAUUUAUAAAGAAGAUCAUGUUUUCUGUAGCUUAACACUGGUAGCAGGGACUGGUCUGAUCCACACAUUCAUUGUGCCCAUUUCUCCUCAUAUGAUAAUGAUUGUCAUCCAAUGUAUAAAUUUUCCCACAUUUUAGGCACACCUGACUGAAAGUCAAGUGAGCUUAUUUCAUGGCUUACUUGUCCUUCUCAGAAAUCCCUUGACCAAUGUAACAAACUGCACAUGUUCCCACCAAUAAUGACAGGCCAGUUUGUUCAAGAGGUGUGAAUCAACAACUUUUUAUGCGAUUACUCAGUAAUUUUUGUUCUAAAUGUAAUGAAAUUUGGUAUGAGUGUAGUUAGAAGUGGGCCUCAACAUACAUGUCAGAUUUUUGCAAUGUUUUAUGUUUUGACCUUUGAACUUUGCUCCUACAUGUUCUCAAAAUGUGUUUCCUUGCACUGUAAACAUCAUUGGUAGGAACACCCAUGUGAGGUUUCAUCUACAUUGGUAGGAACACCCAUGUGAGGUUUCAGCUACAUUGGUAGGAACAAGCAUGUGAGGUUUCAGCUACAUUGGUAGGAACACCCAUGUGAGGUUUCACCUACAUUGGUAGGAACACGCAUGUGAGGUUUCAGCUACAUUGGAAGGAACACGCAUGUGAGGUUUCAGCUACAUUGGUAGGAACACCCAUGUGAGGUUUCAGCUACAUUGGUAGGAACAAGCAUGUGAGGUUUCAGCUACAUUGGUAGGAACAAGCAUGUGAGGUUUCAGCUACAUUGGUAGGAACACGCAUGUGAGGUUUCCUUGCACUGUAAACAUCAUUGGUAGGAACACGCAUGUGAGGUUUCAGCUACAUUGGUAGGAACAAGCAUGUGAGGUUUCACCUACAUUUGUAGGAAAAAGCAUGUGAGGUUUCAGCUACAUUGGUAGGAACACGCAUGUGAGGUUUCAUCUACAUUUGUAGGAACACGCAUGUGAGGUUUCAGCUACAUUGGAAGGAACAAGCAUGUGAGGUUUCAGCUUCAUUGGUAGGAACACGCAUGUGAGGUUUCAGCUACAUUGGAAGGAACACGCAUGUGAGGUUUCAGCUACAUUGGUAGGAACAAGCAUGUGAGGUUUCACCUACAUUUGUAGGAACACCCAUGUGAGGUUUCAGCUACAUUGGAAGGAACAAGCAUGUGAGGUUUCAGCUUCAUUGGAAGGAACACGCAUGUGAGGUUUCAGCUUCAUUGGAAGGAACACGCAUGUGAGGUUUCAGCUACAUUGGUAGGAACAAGCAUGUGAGGUUUCACCUACAUUUGUAGGAACACCCAUGUGAGGUUUCACCUACAUUGGAAGGAACAAGCAUGUGAGGUUUCAGCUACAUUGGAAGGAACAAGCAUGUGAGGUUUCAGCUACAUUGGUAGGAACAAGCAUGUGAGGUUUCAGCUUCAUUGGUAGGAACAAGCAUGUGAGGUUUCAGCUACAUUGGUAGGAACACGCAUGUGAGGUUUCAGCUACAUUAGUAGGAACAAGCAUGUGAGGUUUCAGCUACAUUGGUAGGAACAAGCAUGUGAGGUUUCAGCUACAUUGGUAGGAACAAGCAUGUGAGGUUUCAGCUACAUUGGUAGGAACAAGCAUGUGAGGUUUCAGCUACAUUGGUAGGAACACGCAUGUGAGGUUUCAGCUACAUUGAUAGGAACAAGCAUGUGAGGUUUCAGCUACAUUGGUAGGAACAAGCAUGUGAGGUUUCAGCUUCAUUGGUAGGAACACGCAUGUGAGGUUUCAGCUUCAUUGGUAGGAACACGCAUGUGAGGUUUCAGCUUCAUUGGUAGGAACACGCAUGUGAGGUUUCAGCUACAUUGGUAGGAACAAGCAUGUGAGGUUUCAGCUACAUUGGUAGGAACAAGCAUGUGAGGUUUCAGCUACAUUGGUAGGAACACGCAUGUGAGGUUUCAGCUACAUUGGUAGGAACACGCAUGUGAGGUUUCAGCUACAUUGGUAGGAACAAGCAUGUGAGGUUUCAGCUACAUUGGUAGGAACAAGCAUGUGAGGUUUCAGCUACAUUGGUAGGAACAAGCAUGUGAGGUUUCAGCUACAUUGGUAGGAACAAGCAUGUGAGGUUUCAGCUACAUUGGUAGGAACACGCAUGUGAGGUUUCAGCUACAUUGGUAGGAACAAGCAUGUGAGGUUUCAGCUACAUUGGUAGGAACACGCAUGUGAGGUUUCAGCUACAUUGGUAGGAACACGCAUGUGAGGUUUCAGCUACAUUGGUAGGAACAAGCAUGUGAGGUUUCAGCUACAUUGGAAGGAACAAGCAUGUGAGGUUUCAGCUUCAUUGGUAGGACCACGCAUGUGAGGUUUCAGCUUCAUUGGUAGGAACACGCAUGUGAGGUUUCAGCUACAUUGGUAGGAACAAGCAUGUGAGGUUUCAGCUACAUUGGUAGGAACAAGCAUGUGAGGUUUCAGCUACAUUGGUAGGAACACGCAUGUGAGGUUUCAGCUACAUUGGAAGGAACAAGCAUGUGAGGUUUCAGCUUCAUUGGUAGGAACACGCAUGUGAGGUUUCAGCUACAUUGGUAGGAACAAGCAUGUGAGGUUUCAGCUACAUUGGUAGGAACAAGCAUGUGAGGUUUCAGCUACAUUGGUAGGAACACGCAUGUGAGGUUUCAGCUACAUUGGAAGGAACAAGCAUGUGAGGUUUCAGCUACAUUGGUAGGAACACGCAUGUGAGGUUUCAGCUACAUUGGUAGGAACACGCAUGUGAGGUUUCAGCUUCAUUGGUAGGAACAAGCAUGUGAGGUUUCAGCUACAUUGGUAGGAACAAGCAUGUGAGGUUUCAGCUACAUUGGAAGGAACAAGCAUGUGAGGUUUCAGCUUCAUUGGUAGGAACAAGCAUGUGAGGUUUCAGCUACAUUGGAAGGAACAAGCAUGUGAGAUUUCAGCUACAUUGGAAGGAACAAGCAUGUGAGGUUUCAGCUUCAUUGGUAGGAACAAGCAUGUGAGGUUUCAGCUACAUUGGAAGGAAUCAGCAUGUGAGGUUUCAGCUACAUUGGUAGGAACACGCAUGCGAGGUUUCAGCUACAUUGGAAGGAACAAGCAUGUCAGGUUUCAGCUUCAUUGGUAGGAACAAGCAUGUGAGGUUUCAGCUUCAUUGGUAGGAACACGCAUGUGAGGUUUCAGCUACAUUGGUAGGAACACGCAUGUGAGGUUUCAGCUUCAUUGGUAGGAACACGCAUGUGAGGUUUCAGCUACAUUGGUAGGAACAAGCAUGUGAGGUUUCAGCUACAUUGGUAGGAACACGCAUGUGAGAUUUCAGCUACAUUGGAAGGAACAAGCAUGUGAGAUUUCAGCUUCAUUGGUAGGAACACGCAUGUGAGGUUUCAGCUUCAUUGGUAGGAACACGCAUGUGAGGUUUCACCUACAUUGGUAGGAACACGCAUGUGAGGUUUCAGCUUCAUUGGUAGGAACACGCAUGUGAGGUUUCAGCUACAUUGGUAGGAACACGCAUGUGAGGUUUCAGCUACAUUGGUAGGAACACGCAUGUGAGGUUUCACCUACAUUGGUAGGAACACGCAUGUGAGGUUUCAGCUUCAUUGGUAGGAACACGCAUGUGAGGUUUCACCUACAUUGGUAGGAACACGCAUGUGAGGUUUCAGCUUCAUUGGUAGGAACACGCAUGUGAGGUUUCAGCUACAUUGGUCCAGUGGUUCCUCAGGUGAUGUUUACAGUGUGAGGAAAUGCAUUUGAGAAAAUGUAGGAGCAAAGUUAAGUGCAAAGGUCAAAUCAAUGCAACAAGAGAGAUUUCCCAAGUGUUUUCACUGAUAGGGGGACCAUAAGGUGUUGGUUCUCAUUGUCUGAAUAAACCUAUCAUUUAAAGGUGAUUAUAAAUAUGUGUCGGAUAGGUGCAGAAGUGAAUUCAUUAAUUGAAUACUGUUGUCUAUCAAUCUAUGCAGGGAUUAGUCGACUCCUUCAUUUUGUUCACAAGGAUGUGAAGUAGAGAGGAUAUUCUAUCACAGACAUGCAGUCAAAAACUCAGUGCAAGUAAAAAUGAUUUUAGUGUCAGUGAUCAUUACAAUGGUUCUGUAUUUAUUCAUGCUUGAGAAUUCCCAGGGGUUUCCCAAGUAAUGUGGAAUUAGUCCCUCUGGGUUUCCUAUGAUACAGUCUCAUAAAUAAUGUGUUGAAAUGAGUUAUUCAUAUUCCUUAUGAACAUCCGUUUCUUGGUAAUGCAACUUGUCUCUCAUUCAAUGGGAAAUCUGUAUAUUGUGUAAACAUCACAUUAAAAAAUGGUUUAACAAAA